This is a messenger RNA of Pieris rapae (cabbage white), 897 nucleotides long. RefSeq names its product HMG1/2-like protein. Lineage: Eukaryota; Metazoa; Arthropoda; Insecta; Lepidoptera; Pieridae. The record is from RefSeq and is a predicted model, not a curated record. Gene Ontology annotation, molecular function: transcription cis-regulatory region binding. The transcript is spliced from 4 exons. Bases 56 to 709 code for a protein of 217 amino acids.
UACAACAAGAAAACAUUUUGUUUGGUAUAAACUCGAAGCCGAGAAAUAAUUUAUUAUGACAGUACAGAAACUAAACUCGAGUAUUUCUGACCACUCAGAUGAUAUGGUUAGUUUACCAUCCGAUGAAGAGAUCUAUAGGAGAAAAUAUCAAUUGUUGCUUGAACGAUGUGAAGUAUUGCAACAGGAUAAUGAACGAAUAGUCAAUAGACUUCAUGAAGUUAAGAAAAUAUCAAAGCGGUAUAAAAAGGAUAUAAAGUUGUUAGUAGAACGUUUGGAUAAACAUGGCGAUUCCUUUAGAACAGCAAUUGUGGAAAGUGAUAUUAAACCCACACACAUUCAUUCUACUGUUAAAUCUAGCAAACCCCAAUCACAAGGUGCACGACAAAUAGAAAAACCAAGUGGUAUGGGUGGUAAAAAACCAGCACCAAAGAGAAAAAGUAAAGGAGAUAAGCCAGAAAGAGAUCCUAAUGCUCCAAAAAAACCCUGCAAUGCCUUUUUUCAAUUUUGUCAAGAGCAAAGACCAGUAGUUUUAGCCGAAACUACAAAUGAAAUGGGCUCAGAACCUUCAAAACAAGAAGUAACAAGGCAAUUGGCUUCACGAUGGAGAGCACUGUCAAAUGAUGAGAAACGAAUAUAUGUUGCAAUGUUUGAAAGAUCAAAAGAAAAAUAUGCAGAGCAAAUGUCAGCAUAUAUAAAAAAGGAACAAUGAACAAUUUGUUUCCAUUAUUAGUUUUGUGAUCCUAAGAUAUUAUUUAUUUAAUAGCUUCUAAUAUAUUUCUGGUAGGUGAAAAAUACCUUAAGGUUUAUGUUAUAUAUAAAAAAAAAUUAACAAUUUGGUAAAAGAGCCACUGUUUGGUCUCAGAAGAAAUUAAAAGAACUAUUAAAAAAAUAUUUUAA